Messenger RNA from Cyprinus carpio (common carp), 2570 nucleotides. It is a transcript of the gene cltrn, whose product is annotated as collectrin, amino acid transport regulator. NCBI's taxonomy places the organism in Eukaryota, Metazoa, Chordata, Actinopteri, Cypriniformes, Cyprinidae. The record is from RefSeq and is a predicted model, not a curated record.
GCCCUUUGUAUCUUACGCUCUGAGCGGUUUAUAAUCUCUGACCACUGAAUUCAGCAGCAUAUGAGAUAAAGUUGCUCAGCCAGAUAGACAGAGAUGCUAGCUGGAGUUCUUCUUCUGAUAUUUCUGCCUCCCCUGGUAGCAAAGGAUCUCUGUAAAGACAGUCAAGAUGGAUUUAAAGUCAGGCUAAGCAUUAAAACGGGCCUCGGAGAUGAUGCCUAUGAGUGGAAUGAGAGCGAGAUGUUUCUUUUCAGAUCUACUCUGGCGUAUGCGAUGAGGAAACAUUCUAAUCAAGACACGUAUACCAUUGAUAACAUUCUGGUGUGCAAUGAUACACAAAGAGUGUCGUUCGUGUUCGUGGUGACAUCAACAGAUGAUCCCGACCAACUGAUCCCCAAAGAACAAGUAGAACUAGCAGUGAGGCAGAAUAAGCAUCGCAUAAACAAUGCAUUCCUGUUAUCGGACAUGACCCUGGAGUUCAUGGGAAUCCCGCCAACACUGUCGGCCCCGAUCAUAUACGACACUGAACCCUGGCUCAUCGUGUUCGGGGUGGUCAUUGGUGCGGUGGCUGUGGGGAUCGUGGCUUUACUGAUGUCCACAGUAAGCAAAAAACGACGAGCCAAAGAAAAAGCUGCUGGUCUUUCAGAAGAGGAUGAAGGAAUAGUCAAAGAGAACGGAACCGCACUUUCGAGUCUUGGCAGGAAAGAAGGCGUCUAUAAUCAAGCGUUCUCAAAUGACGACCGCUUCACCAAGCUGUAGGCACUGAUGACAGCCAUUCAGUAUCACUGAAUAACCUAUAAAAUGCUUCACAUAUUACAAAGAUAUAUGUAUCGCCUCCUCUAGACUGUCCUGGAAUGCACAGAAAUAAGAUUGAGUAUUUAUAUAUUACUUUGUUGAAUUGCGCUGUUAGUUUCAAAGCUAACACCGUGUCCUAAUCAAAAAAUUUUAUUUUUUUGAGAAAUUGUUUUAGAAAUUCUGUUUAUUUCUGCAGCUGAAACAACAAUACAAACUAUGAAAAUAAUAAUCUCAGGAACUGAUUAAGUGCUUCAUUAUUUUUAUUAAUGUUAAAAGUGUCUAAUAUGACCUGGAAUAUAUAGCCAUACUGAAAAUGACCAUGAAAAAUUUACCUCAUAUCUUGAAAAUAAAUGUAAAAAAAAAAAUAUAUAUUAAUGUUAUAACUGAAAUUAGUGUGGAAAAAAAUGGUUUCAGUCACUCAGUAUGUAUUUUUAAAUAAAAUGGGUUUAAUAUUUAUGUUUUUCAUUAUGUACUUACCAUAUGGAACAUUAACAAAAAUAUGAAAAAGGUAAAUGCAACUUUUCUCUGAAUUUAGUUUAUAUCUCACAAUUAGGAGUUUUUUCUUGCAAUUCCGAGAAAAAAGAAUUACAAUAUAUAAAUUCUAAAUUGUGAGAAAAAGUCAAAACUGUGAGAUAUAAAUGUAGAAUUAUGAGAUAUAAACUCAGAAUUGUUAGAGAUAAAAUCAAAUCUAAGAGAAAAGGUCAGAAUUGAGAGGUUCAAACUCGCAAAUAUGAGUUAUAACUCGCAGUUGUGGGAAAAAGUCUGAAUCCUGAGAUAUAAAUGUGAAAGUGUGGGGAAAAGUCUGAACUGUGAGAUAUAAAAGCAUAAUUGUGAGGAAAAAAAGAAGUCAGACUAAGUUGCAAUUAUCUUUUUAAUAUUUUUAUUUUGAGACGGAAAUUAACUUAUCUGUUUGAUUAUGUACUUAACCAUUAUGUUCUCAGAGAGAGAGACCCGCCCACACACUCUUCUGAUUGGCUGGAGAUUUUAUUUUUUUUUUCUGUGGAAAAACUAUUAUUGUUGUAAUCUUAUCACAAUGCAUCAGGUUAGGACACGGUGUAACAUCAAUAUAUGUUACACCAUGUCCUAACCUAGUGUACUAGUGUACUACUAAAAACAGUCAAGUUAAAAGCAGUUCUUUUGUAGUUAAUUUUUUAGCUUUAUAACAAAGCCCUUCAACAUGUCCCGCCUCCAACUUCAUGUUUAAAGAGGGAAAUAUGUCAACUCAGGAAAGAAAACUGUGCUUGUCAAACAUUUCAUGAGGUUUUUAAUUCAGCUGACAACGGUAAUCCGUAGCAUAUGCUGACGUCUGAAUUAUGUUCUCAGGUGCUGUUUAUUCAGCAACAAUACAUAAUGAAUUAUUAGAGGGAAUCAAUAAUUUAUGAAAAGAUGAGGCGCUUCUACACAGUAACAGAUUAGGCAAUUUUCUAGUGUCAAAAACAAGCAGUAUUUUUUUUUUUUUUACCCAUUAUGAGAUGUGGGUUUGUGCAUCUAUCACACUUCAACUGCCUUAAUUGAUUGGAUCCUCCACUGAGUGGGAGAGAAGAUUGAAGAACAUUAAGAGAAGAUCUCCCUGAAGAAUAUGAGAUGUUGAACUUCUGUGAACGUUCCUAUCAUGAGAUUUACGGCACAAUCUUUCACUAAUUAGAUCCUCUGUCUUCAGAACCACACACAGGGCUGCAGUCACACAGAAAUAACAGACCAAUAUCACAAGAAAGCUCAUUAUUGUAUUGAUGCCCUGUAGGAAUACAGAGACCAGUACAAUAAAUCAUCACUCCACA